CCUCCCUCUUUCUUUCGCUCUCCAGAAUCUCAAUCCCAGGCUUCCGAGCACUUUUUACGACACUGAGUCUGAGUUGGUCUCGGCUCCGGGUCCACUUUUCGGCAAAGUGACGUGGACGUCAACAGCAAUGGCGGAAGGAGAAGAGGUCCUGCCACUGCCACAGUCUAGCGACGGCCACUGGGAAAAAGAUCUUGAAGAAGCUCUGGAAGCAGGAGGUUGUGAUCUUGAAACUCUGAGAAAUAUAAUUCAAGGGAGACCACUACCUGCUGAUCUGAGGACCAAAGUUUGGAAGAUUGCUCUAAAUGUUGCAGGAAAAGGAGAUAGUUUGGCAUCAUGGGAUGGUAUUUUAGACCUGCCAGAACAGAACACUAUUCACAAAGAUUGUCUAGAGUUUAUUGGCCAGCUUUCAGUGCCAGAAGAGAAGGCAGCAGAAUUACUUUUGGAUAUUGAAUCUGUAAUUACCUUUUAUUGUAAAUCACGUAACAUUAAAUAUAGCAUGUCCCUUAGCUGGAUACAUCUACUCAAACCACUGGUGCGUCUUCAACUGCCACGCAGCGAUUUAUACAACUGUUUUUAUGCUAUCAUGAAUAAGUACAUCCCCAGGGAUUGUUCCCUGAAGGGGAGACCCUUUCAUCUUUUCCGAUUACUCAUCCAAUACCAUGAGCCUGAGCUUUGUUCAUUCCUUGAUACAAAGAAAAUUACUCCAGACUCCUAUGCACUCAACUGGCUUGGAAGCCUUUUUGCAUGUUACUGUUCCAUUGAAGUCACUGAGGCGUUAUGGGAUGGAUAUCUACAACAAGCAGAUCCAUUUUUUAUUUAUUUUUUAAUGUUAAUAAUCCUUGUUAAUGCAAAAGAAGUUAUUUUAGCACAAGAGUCUGACAGCAAAGAAGAAGUUAUCCAGUUCUUGGAAAACACUCCAUCCAGUUUGAAUCUAGAAGAUAUAGAAGACCUUUUCUCUCUGGCUCAGUAUUAUUGCAGUAAAACACCAGCUUCAUUUAGAAAGGAUAAUCACCAUCUAUUUGGUAGUACUUUGUUGGGAAUUAAGGAUGAUGAGGCAGAUCUGAGUCAGGCUCUUUGUCUGGCAAUCUCGGUCUCAGAGAUCCUUCAAGCAAAUCAGCUGCAGGGGGAAGGAGUCCGGUUCUUUGUGGUGGAUUGCCGUCCUGCAGAACAGUAUAAUGCUGGGCAUUUAUCAACUGCUUUCCACUUAGAUUCAGAUCUGAUGCUCCAGAAUCCAUCCGAGUUUGCACAGUCAGUAAAGUCCUUGCUGGAAGCACAGAAGCAGUCCAUUGAGUCUGGCUCCAUUGCUGGUGGGGAACACCUCUGUUUCAUGGGCAGUGGCAGAGAGGAAGAAGACAUGUACAUGAACAUGGUCCUGGCACACUUCUUACAGAAAAACAAAGAAUAUGUGAGCAUUGCCAGUGGAGGAUUUAUGGCAUUGCAGCAGCAUUUAGCAGAUAUUAAUGUGGAUGGACCAGAAAAUGGAUAUGGCCAUUGGAUUGCUAGUACCUCAGGCUCAAGGAGCAGUAUCAGUUCUUCUGUUGAUAAAUUUCCAGUCACCCCUACCUUCAGCAACUACCACCCUGAGCAGUCAUCAGCAUCAAAGCAAGACUACCAACAACAAGAUUACAACUCACUGAAGGCUCAGAUGAUGGGAGAAUCUUCUAAUGGCUUAAAUGAUAGAGGAAUGAAAUCACUAGUAAAUAAAAUGACUAUUGCUUUGAAGACAAAAUCCGUUAAUGUCAGGGAAAAAGUUAUCAGUUUUAUUGAGAAUACAUCAGCUCCUGUGGAUCGGCAUGUGAGCAGCAGUGACAGAGUGGGCAAGCCUUACCGUGGUGUGAAACCUGUGUUCAGCAUUGGGGAUGAAGAAGAAUACGACACAGAUGAAAUUGACAGUUCUUCCAUGUCAGAUGAUGAUAGAAAAGAGGUUGUAAACAUUCAGACUUGGAUAAACAAGCCAGACAUCAAGCAUCAUUUUCCUUGUAAAGAAGUGAAAGAAAAUGGACACAUGUUUCCUAGUCAUCUGUUGGUUACUGCAACACAUAUGUACUGUUUAAGGGAGAUUCUUUCACGGAAAGGAUUGGCUUAUAUACAGUCUCGACAAGCACUAAAUUCUGUGGUUAAAAUUACAUCCAAAAAGAAACACCCUGACCUAAUUACCUUCAAGUAUGGAAACAGCAGUGCUUCAGGAAUAGAAAUCUUGGCAAUUGAAAGGUAUUUGAUUCCAAAUGCAGGAGAUGCUACCAAAGCCAUAAAACAACAGAUCAUGAAAGUGUUGGAUGCUUUGGAAAGUUAAUAUAAAAGAACAGUAUUUCAAAAGAAAUUAAGGCAACCAAGAGAAACAUGGACAUUUUCCUGACUGAAUACUAACUGGAGACCUUUCAUUUGCUCAUGGGGAUAUUUGAAUAGCAGUCUUAAAAGUUUAAAUUAUUAUAAUUAAUCUCUGGACAGUUAAUUUUUAAAUUUUUUUCUUUUGCAUUUUUGGCUUUGUAAAAUGAUUCAUUAUAAAAGUCAGUUAUUAAGUGACUUUGAAGUAACUAACCCUGUGCCCUUAUGAACUAAGGGAGCAGAAUGCAGUUCUGUUUUGAAGAGCUGUUUUAAGGGAACAUGCAUCACUUUUAGAUUUAAAAACAACCAUACACAUAUAUAUAUAUUUGCAAUGUCUUCACUGAAAACUAGAGAUAGAAUUAGUUGAAGAGAGCCUGUUAAUUGCUACAUUUGGUUUUACCCACUGAGCAAUAUCAGUAACUAAAAAUAUUAUAUAGCUUAAUAAUUAGCUUGCCAUUUCUGAUCUUAAAAAGAGUGUUAUCUUUUUAAUGAAAUGGAUAAAGAUUCCAGCCAACUCAGAAAUUCAGUCCAGGUAAUGAAAUGUUGAAACAUCAAUUUCCAAACAUCUUUGCACCAUUAGCUAAUAAUUUGAACACGAGUGCUUCAGAUACUAAACAUCAUCCUAACGGUUUAAAUGGAGCAGUUAAAAGCAAUAUAUAUAAGUAGGUAGGCAUGUUAAGAUUACAGGUAACAUUUUGAGGACAGAAUUGUAUCUGUAAAAAUGUCAUUGGUCUUUAUUACACAUGCAAUAUUUGAUUUAGGGUAUUUAAGACAGGUGUUGAGCACACACUGAUUUAUCCUCAGUGAGAUUAUGGUCUAUGACCACAAAUAUCCACUUAAAUAAAAGCCAAAUAAUCAGAGAGCCGUAUAAACUACAGUUGUUUUAAUCAUCACUUUCUGAAAUUUCUUUGAUUUUUGUCUUGUCUUAUUAAAAUUCCAGUGGUUUGAAACUAUUUUUAUUCUCUUAAUAUGACAAAACUGUAAAGUGAUCUACUUUAUUUCGCAGCUUCCUCAACUUAAUUUAUUGAGAGGUUCAUACUAGACAUGUUAGGUAAGAGAAAUCCAAGAACACAUUUGUGGACGUGGAAUGACUUCUUGUAAAAUCUGUUUGGGAAGUAGCAAAUCCUUAUAAUCUUCAUGUUUUAAAGUGUAAUGGAUUAUCUCUAAGGGGUUGAUAGGAGAGAUAUUUAGACAUAUCCAGUUUGCAGGUAGUAAUUUUAAUUUACUUCAUGGAAAUCAAGUGAAUAAAAGGCAGCAUAGGUCAUGGUAUUUUGAUAUUUUAUUCUAAUAUUUAAAUAAAAAGUUUACUUGAGUGGUUGAAGACAUUUGCAUGAAGUUGCUCCUGGUGCAAUAAUUAAUAUUUAUAACUCUCUCCACAACUGUUAUGUUGCAUUUUUUUCUUUUCUUGGCACCCCCUUUAGAAAUGUCCUGAAGUCUCAUCCCCCCCACCCCAUUUCAGUUAUAGAACUUUUUACGUAAUAUUAAUGUAAAGAUGUUUGUGUUAAUGUUUAUAAAUUACAAUUGUAAAUAAACCAAUACAGUUUAUGCAAAA
Myotis daubentonii (Daubenton's bat) is the source of this 3877-nucleotide messenger RNA. It is a transcript of the gene TBC1D23, whose product is annotated as TBC1 domain family member 23. Gene Ontology annotation, cellular component: trans-Golgi network. NCBI's taxonomy places the organism in Eukaryota, Metazoa, Chordata, Mammalia, Chiroptera, Vespertilionidae. The record is from RefSeq and is a predicted model, not a curated record. Gene Ontology annotation, biological process: embryonic brain development; retrograde transport, endosome to Golgi.